AAAUCCCAGGCAGGGGAAUCAGUUCACUUAUGCGAAAUGGAAAAAUCAAAUUACCAGAGACCCCCAAGCCGGGCUGAUCCAAUAUAUUACCCAACCCCUUAUGCAACGACCCACGUCGCGGAUGAUCCCUGCAGAAAGUCCCUGGAGGCAGCUGAAAGAGAGUUUCAAGAUGAGCCACAAUAUGCCACAGUAAAAAGAACACCCAGACCACCUAAGUCCGAUAUGCAUAUAUACCAUUAUCCAGUUCAUAUCCCCCCAGAGCUGUUAGACGAGCUUCAAGCCACGUCCUCUCCAUGGGAUGAUGGUGGCAGAUCUUCUAUGGUGGAGCCUGAAAGAUACAAUAUAGGCAGGCGAAGUUCCAGGAAAAGUAGGUGAAGAUUUUUAAGUAAAGAAUCCAACAAAGAAAGGAAAAGUCUUACAGAGAAAAAAAACAGAGUUGACGAUUAGGAUGAUAUCCUCUGAGUGCUUUAGUAGUUAACAAGCACUCCGAGUUAUUCCUGAUCGAGUAAUUUCUCCAUGCAAGAGGAAUUUCAAUCAAAAGAGUUCGAUCUACUUUCUCCAUAUUGUUUUAAAACCUUUUUAUGCAAUGUCUUUUUAUUUGAAACGUAUAAAAUUAGAGAUUCAAAAAAGAAUCUGGAUAGGAAAGACUUACUUGAUAAUGGAAUAACUACAUUGGUUGAAAUUCGUUAAGAUGAUAAACGUCGACAUGCUUCGAGCUCUCGAAAACAAGGCGCUCAUUCUCAUGAUCUCGUGAAUAAGAGCACCCAAUCAUUCGGGUCUUAUCUAUUUCACGUCUGGGAA
Molecule: messenger RNA, 801 nt
Organism: Parasteatoda tepidariorum (common house spider)
Lineage: Eukaryota; Metazoa; Arthropoda; Arachnida; Araneae; Theridiidae
Source: RefSeq, a predicted model, not a curated record